CUUUCGCAGGCUGAAUACUCGGGUGCCUAGAGGAGACUAAGCCGCGACUGCUGCGAGUCGAGAGAGAUAAAAAGAGCGCGAAGCACGACAUGCUGCGACGACUCCCUCUCCUUCUCUCUUCUCUUCAUCCAGUCCUUACCUUCCAUCAACCCGUCUCUCCCCUCCCCCUUCAUCAAGGAGCACAAUGGCUGCUACCGGCGCCCAGGAUCACAUGGACCUCGCCCUCGCUGAGGCUAAUGCCGAUGAGCAUCGCGCCGAGACACGAAUUGCCGGCCACGAAGAUAAGGUCCACCCCCUCGCCCACAUCGAGCACGGCGUUGACAAUGAGAAGGCCGAGGUGACCGAGGACGAGUACGGCAACCAGUUCCCCACCGAGGAGGAGAAGAACACGCUUCGUAGACUGCCAGAGAGCAUUCCUUGGACUGCGUGGACCGUCGCAUUCUGUGAGCUUGCAGAGCGCUUCUCAUACUACGGAUCCGUUCAAGUCUUCCAGAACUUCAUCCAGUACCCUCGACCUGGAGAGGGAGCCAACGUCCACCGUACGGGUGCCGCCAAGGACUUGAGGGUCUCUGGCGCCCUUGGCAAGGGACAACAGACGGCUACAGGACUUACCACCUUCAACUCCUUUUUCGUUUACCUCACGCCGUUGGUUGGAGCUUACAUCGCCGACGCUCAUCUCGGACGUUUCAAGACGAUCUGCCUCGCCGUCGGCAUCGCGACGGUCGGCCACGUCCUUCUCACGGGCGCUGCUGCUCCCGACAUCCUCGACCACCCCAACGGCGCGUUGGGCAUGUUCGUCGUCUCCAUCAUUAUCAUGGGCGUGGGCACCGGCUUCUUCAAGUCCAACUGCUCCACCCUCAUCGCUGAGCAAGUCAAGGGCAAGCGUCCAACGGUCCAGACGCUCAAGUCGGGCGAGCGAGUCAUCAUCGACCCUGCUCUCACCAUUGCGCGCCUCUUUAUGUACUUUUACGCCGCCAUCAACAUCGGUGCCAUCGUCGGGCAAGUCGCCAUGGUUUACGCCGAGAAGCGCGUGGGCUUCUGGCUCUCCUUCCUCCUCCCUACCGUGGUGUUCCUCCUCUGUGUGCCCGUCCUCGCCGUCUGCGGCAAGUGGUACCAGAAGACUCCUCCCGCCGGCUCCGUCCUCAGCGACGCCUUGAAGUUCCUCAAGUUCGCCAGCAAGGGCAGGUGGUCGCUCAACCCCGUCCGCACCUACAAGCAGCUCACGGCCGGCAACUUCUGGGAGCAGGCCAAGCCCUCGAAGCAGACUGGUCCCCUCCCCGCCUGGAUGACCUUUGACGACGUUUGGGUCGACGAGCUCCGCCGUGCAGUGAAGGCUUGCCAGGUCUUCCUCUUCUUCCCCGUCUACUGGCUGUGCUACAACCAGAUCAACAACAACCUGACCUCUCAGGCUGCAGUCAUGGAGCUACAUGGCCUGCCCAACGACUUGAUCUCCAACCUCGACCCGCUCGCCAUCUUGAUCUUCAUCCCCGUCCUCGACCUCGGCGUCUACCCUCUGCUGCGCAAGUGGGGAUUCAACUUUACGCCUCUCAAGCGUAUCUGCGCUGGCUUCUUCCUCGCCUCCUUUGCCAUGGUCUCCGCCGCUGUCGUCCAGGCCUACAUCUACAAGCUCUCCCCGUGCGGCACCAACGCGGCCGAGUGCGAGACGCCCGAAGGCGAUGUCCAACCGGCUCCCAUCAACGUUGCGGCUCAGGUCCCAUCGUACGUGCUCAUCGCAUUCUCUGAGCUGUUUGCCUCGGUCACUGGUCUCGAGUACGCCUUCACCAAGGCUCCCAAGUCGAUGAAGUCGAUGGUCAUGGCUCUGUUCCUCUUCAUGACGGCUAUCUCGAACGCCGUCGGCGAGGCCUUCCUGCCCCUCUCGGAGGACCCGCUCCUGGUCUGGAACUACGGCGUGUUCGCCGUCGCCUCGUUCAUUGCUGCCAUUGUCUUUUGGAUCUGCUUCAGGAAGCUCGACGCCGAGGAGGACGAGCUCAAUGCGAUUGGGGUGGGCAACAGGAACGCCGCUCCUCGCACAGGUGGUGCUACGGACGCGGCCCCUGGCAGCGAGUCGGCGUCGAUGCGCGAGCGCGAUGACAAGGCUUGAGCGGCGUGCUAUCGACGCGCUAUCAUACCCACUCUUCUCUGCUCUCCACCGCUCUGGCUACGUUUAUCGCUCCUAUUGUAUUCUCGACGUCUAUCCCAGUGUACUCCAGGCGCUCGUCGCAGCGUUUCGAAUGCCAAUCCAGUCACCGUCACGCGAGCACCGAGACGUAACCCCGCUUGUCGCCCCCGCUCGUCGCCAAGUACAGACCAAUCGCCUACCUUGACCAUUCUCGCUCGUGCGGCGACCCGCUGUCCAGCGACCCUGCGUUCUCACCAUCUGCGCUGAACGGAGAAGUCGAGGACAGCCACGUGAACGUCGAAUCGCUGGCUCAGGCACAGAAAAUCGACUCGGCCACACGCACGCAAGCAGUCAGCGCCGCGCCUCGGCGAGCGCGGCAUCGAGGCUCUCUCAACGGCACCAAGCGAGUGUAA
Jaminaea rosea is the source of this 2532-nucleotide messenger RNA. Its product is annotated as putative PTR2-Di-and tripeptide permease. Gene Ontology annotation, biological process: oligopeptide transport; transmembrane transport. Bases 185 to 2101 code for a protein of 638 amino acids. Gene Ontology annotation, cellular component: membrane. Lineage: Eukaryota; Fungi; Basidiomycota; Exobasidiomycetes; Microstromatales. Gene Ontology annotation, molecular function: dipeptide transmembrane transporter activity. The record is from RefSeq and is a predicted model, not a curated record. The transcript is spliced from 2 exons.